Patiria miniata (bat star) is the source of this 1883-nucleotide messenger RNA. RefSeq names its product nuclease EXOG, mitochondrial-like. The record is from RefSeq and is a predicted model, not a curated record. Gene Ontology annotation, molecular function: RNA endonuclease activity; single-stranded DNA endonuclease activity; metal ion binding. Lineage: Eukaryota; Metazoa; Echinodermata; Asteroidea; Valvatida; Asterinidae. Gene Ontology annotation, cellular component: nucleus; mitochondrial inner membrane. The transcript is spliced from 6 exons. Bases 211 to 1260 code for a protein of 349 amino acids. Gene Ontology annotation, biological process: apoptotic DNA fragmentation.
UUUCGCAUAUGCAUUGUAGUCAUUUGCAUUCAACAGCGAUAUCACUGCCGUUGGGCGUGAGUUCUGACGGGCUAAAAGCUACCUACUCCCAGUGUAACGUUACGUAACUCGUGCGUAUCGCCCCGCUUCUGAUCCUACAGGAAUUGUCCCGGGACUGUGAGAAGGUAGUUCAAGUUGAAGAAUCUCCGAGAUUUCAAUUUGCAGCCCAAAAUGGCGGAGGACAUCAAAACUUUCCAAGGCGGUUUCGCCGUUGGUUUUGUUGUAUCCUUAGUGUUGUGUUUCGUGUACUUGGGAAUUUUGUCGGCUGAGCAGCAACGACCGCUAGUGGUUCCCGUGGAGACAUACAAGUUCAAAGCGCCGAAGGUAACAGAGAAAGGCGGCCCUGCGGCAUCGCUGAUCCUCAAGUACGGCGUACCAGACAGAGGUCCACUGACCCUCAACUAUGAGAACCACAUCGUCGGGUACGAUCAGGCCAAAAAAAUACCGAUCUGGGUUGCUGAGUUUAUUACCAAGGAUCACGUUCAAGGUGACGGCGACAGGGACAAGUGCAGCUUUAAACCGGACAGGGACAAAGUGGACAACAUGUUCUCAUCCACCCUGGACGACUACAGCAAAAGUGGUUACGACAGAGGUCACAUGUCACCAGCAGCCAAUCACAAACACAGUCAGGACGCCAUGUGCGACUCGUUCUUUUUGACCAACGUCGUCCCUCAAAACAGCCAGCACAACCGGCGCUACUGGCGUGAUGUCGAGGCGUACUGCCGGGACUUGACCAAGAUGUACGAGGAGGUGCGAGUCAUCACGGGCACGCUGCUCCUGCCUGACACGGCACAGGGGGCGACACAGGGGAGUCGCUUUGUCAAAUACGAGGUAAUCGGUGAAAGCAACGUGACUGUACCGACUCACCUUUACAAAAUCAUCAUUGUUGAGAAUGCGACAGAAACCGCCAAAACCACACUCUUCGCUGCUGCGUUUCUGCUUCCAAACGAGAAAGUGGAUUCAAAUAUUCCACUAAUUACAUUCAAGGUCCCGUUGUCGCAACUGGAAUCAGCGGCCGGUCUCCGGUUCUUUCCGAGGCUCGCCGACGCACCGGUGGGGGAUCUAUGCUCCAUUGACCCGUGCAAGCUGAGGGGAGAGAUGGCGGGGUACUCCACCAUGGGGAGGCUCCCGUCUGGCUUCUUGCUGAUUAUUGUUGUUUCUGUCUUAGUGUUUCUUCUGUUUAAGUGGAAGGAACAAGUUGAAAAGGCCAAUAAGAAAUAGGAAGAUAAGAGGAACCUUCAAAAUACAUGAUAAAUCAAACUUUUUGUAAAGACGAAAGUCCUUGUGUUUGCUAAAACUUCAUAGGACUCCUUUCUAAUUAUUUACUAAGUGCUUAAUUUUAAAACUUGACUGAUCAUUAAACAACGCCUGGCGUAUGAGACCAAUUUCCUUUUAAAGUUCACAAUAUAGGCCUACACGCUAGUGGUAUCAUUAUUAUUUCAAAAAUGCGGUCAUACUAUCGUGAACGAAAGUCCACUGCAAUGGCAGCCCAAUUAUGGCUUAAUUAGUUGCAAUAGCGUUCAGUGCCAUGCAGUGACGAUCCAGUAGCGUACUAAGGGUUUUUCUACUUUGCAAUAAUAAGGCAAGCAUCUAUAUAUAGGAUGCAGGCUCAUACGAUCGAGGAAAAUGCUCAAAGACUCGAAGCGAGGUAUCUUUGGCGGCGUUUUUCAAAACAUUUUACAUACAGUAAUUAUGACUUGCUGUAUACUACCUUUUGAACUCAGCAUAUCAUAGUGAAAGACUACUGUAGUUACUAAAGAGUCGAGUAAGUGUACUGCAAUAAAAUAUCACCACUUCUAAAAAAAACGCCAUUCAAACUACUUAUGCUACACAUCGUGAAAACU